This is a messenger RNA of Macrobrachium nipponense, 2135 nucleotides long. Its product is annotated as exosome complex exonuclease RRP44-like. NCBI's taxonomy places the organism in Eukaryota, Metazoa, Arthropoda, Malacostraca, Decapoda, Palaemonidae. The record is from RefSeq and is a predicted model, not a curated record. Gene Ontology annotation, cellular component: nuclear exosome (RNase complex); cytoplasmic exosome (RNase complex). Gene Ontology annotation, molecular function: endonuclease activity; RNA binding; 3'-5'-RNA exonuclease activity. Gene Ontology annotation, biological process: rRNA catabolic process.
AGAGAGAGAGAGAGAGAGAGAGAGAGAGAGAGAGAGAGAGAGAGAGAGAGAGAGAGAGAGAGAGAGAGAGCCGUUGCAUAGGUGUAUUUGUUUAUUGGGUGAGACUGACAAACUAAACAACGUGCAAAGCGUAUUAGUGAAUAGUGAAAUGUGUAUAAACUGGUAUUAAAAUGGGUCUACAGGAAAGAAAACAGAAGAUCUUUUACAGGAAAACCAAGAAAGGAAAUAUCCUUAAGAUUGUACGGGAGCACUAUCUCCGAGAUGAUGUAUGGUGUGGCCUUGAUGGAUGUGGUGCUUGUGAAGGAGACAAAAGACCUUUGGAUAUGCUAACUACCAGUGACAGCACUCUUAUGACAGAGCCUCAUCAUCUCAUUAUUGAUACAAAUGUAGCACUUCAUCAAAUUGAUGUUUUAUCCCAUGACAGCAUCACAAAUGUUAUAAUCCUGCAGACUGUAAUUACUGAAGUGAAACAUCGCUCUCUUCCUGUCUAUAAGCGUUUGAGAGAUCUCCUAGAUACCCAUAACAAGAAGUUUUAUGUUUUCACAAAUGAACAUCACAGUGAUUGUUAUGUAGAAAGGGAGGAAAAGGAAUCAGUCAAUGAUAGAAAUGAUCGAGCAAUACGUAUAGCCACUUGGUGGUAUAAGCACCACUUUAGAAUGAACAAUCAGAAUGUAGUUCUCAUCACCAAUGACAUUGACAAUCGGGAUAAAGCACGUCAGUUGGAAGUUGAAGCUUACACAAGUUUUGUAAGUCUAUCAUCAAGUCUCGUGGAGAAUUGAGUUAUGAACAAGCUCAACAAAGAAUUGAUGAUCCAGCUAUGAAAGAUGACUUGACAGAAUCUCUACGAAAUCUCAAUAUGCUUGCAAAGCAAAUAAAAACCAAGAGAAUAGAAAACGGAGCUUUGGUGCUGGCAAGUAUGGAGGUUAAAUUCCACAUUGAUCCUGACAAUGAUACAGUAAUAGAUAUUGUGGCAAAACAGCAUUUGGAGACAAUGAGUAUGGUAGAAGAAUUCAUGUUGCUGGCAAAUGUCACAGCUGCUGAGACCACACUUCAGCAUUUCCCUGAUUGUGCUCUGUUGCGUCGGCAUCCAGCACCUCCUCCAUCCAACUUUGAGCCAUUGUUAGCUGCAGCAAAAAGUCAGAAUAUCACACUAGAUGUCAGUAGCAACAAAACUUUAGCCAACAGCUUGAAUAAGUCUACAAGGGAGGACAACCCAUUCUUCAACAGUAUGCUGCGAAUUAUGACAACAAGGUGCAUGAUGCAGGCUGUGUAUUUCUGCUCAGGAACUCUGGAACCUGAAGAGUACAGUCAUUAUGGUCUAGCUACACCUACAUACACUCACUUUACAUCACCAAUCAGAAGAUAUGCAGAUAUCAUUGUGCACAGACUAUUAGCAGUCAUCAUAGAAGCUGAACGUACAUACCCAGAACUUCUUGAUCCUAAGAAAUUGUCUGAUUUGAGCCAGCACAUCAAUUACCGGCAUAAAAUGGCUCAGUAUGCGGGUAGAGGCUCAUCAGAAAUUACAGCUAUUGCGUCAUUAAAGGGAAAAGUGUCAGAAUUUAUGUCUUAUGUGUUAUUCCUACAUAAGAAUGCUAUCCAAGUUUUAGUACCAACAAUUGGCCAGCAGUUGACUUUGUAUUUAGAUAACCGACACAAAAGGAAAGAGGAGAAGCAGGCACCAAAACAAGAAGCCAUGGAUGUUGAUGAGGUGCCUGCACCAGAAUUUGAAUUUAACGAAAAGGAACUGUAUGUUCAGUGUGGAGAACUCAUCAUUCGUCCAUUUGAUGAACUCAGAGUUCAAGCAAGUGUUGAUGCUUCAGACGUCCAACAUCAGCGUGUUGUGUGCAGGCUUGUAGAACCAGUCAUUCCUGGUUUUUCUGUGCCUCCAUUAGAAAAGGGAAGUAAGCAAGCUGAUAAAGAUGAGAAACAGAAAGAUAAACCUGUAGAAGGUCCAAAGGAUGAAAAAACAGCUGUAGCACUUCAAGUUUCUGAAGAAAAAGAAACAAAGAAAAAGAGAGAAACUAAAGACAAAGAAAGAAAGAAAAAGAAAAUGAAAAAGUAAGGUUCUGAUUGAAUGUAUGCUAAUUUUAAAAUUUUUUGUAUGUUAAGAUUUUAAAAUAAAUUCCAAAGAAAUU